This is a messenger RNA of Ahaetulla prasina, 1416 nucleotides long. It is a transcript of the gene AVEN, whose product is annotated as apoptosis and caspase activation inhibitor. The coding region runs from base 174 to 1166 and encodes 330 amino acids. The record is from RefSeq and is a predicted model, not a curated record. The transcript is spliced from 6 exons. NCBI's taxonomy places the organism in Eukaryota, Metazoa, Chordata, Lepidosauria, Squamata, Colubridae. Gene Ontology annotation, biological process: negative regulation of G2/M transition of mitotic cell cycle.
CGGAGAGCGGCGGCUGGAAAGGAGCCUGGCGCGGGUUCAGCGACACCCCAUCCUUCGGGCCCGGCUGACGCGACCUCCAGUUCCUGCAGCGGCCUGUUUUCCGGCGGAGGCGGAGAUCCACGCGAAUCCGGUGAAGUCCGGCCGCGUCGAGCGCGGCCGCCCGAAGGAUUGCAAUGCAGCCCGACCGCGGCGGCCGGCCCCGAAGGGGAGGCGGCCGCCCCAACCGGAGACGGCCGGGCGGAAGGGAGAAGCCGGCGGAGAGCAGCGGCGACGACAGUCACAGCCGAGGAGGCGGGGGACGCGGCAGGCGGGGAGCCCGCGGCAGGGCAGCCGCUUCCGCUCCCUUCGCGCCUCGCAGCUGUGAGUCGGCUACUGCUGAACCUGAAACGGGCAAAGAAGACCGGGGAAGUUAUUCAAGAAGAAAGCUAGUCUCCAACUGGCACCGUUAUGAAGAAAGUGAGAAAGAAACACAAAAUGGCAGUGGUGAAUCUCAGCGUGGGACAGACUUCAGUGUACUGCUUAGCUCAGCAGGAGAUUCCUUUACUCAAUUCAGAUUUGCUGAAGAAAAAGAGUGGAUUUCAGAAAACCUUUGUCCAAAGCAGUUGUCAGGAUUGUACGUUGACUGCCAGUCCUUGGUUCAAGCGCUUGAAGAGCUUCCUCUGCACCUCAAACUCAACGUGGCUGCUGAACUGGUACAGGAUGCAACUCCAGUCACACUUCCCCAGAUUAAGCUACAAAGUCAUGAUAUGACCAAGAAAAGUGGCGAUCAUUUGCAACAGCAAAAGAGAGAUGGGUCGCACUGUUAUCCCAAGGAAGAUUCUGCUGUUCCUUUGACUUUGUCGAAUAAAGAUGGAUCUGGAAUGUCUUCAGAGGCUCUUCAGAGAAAUCCUUCAAGUUUACAUCAAGUAAUAGAUCAUUUGGAUGAAGAUCUUGAUCUGCUCCUGAAAUUAGAUGCUCCUAUUAAUCCUGAAAGCAAUAUUGCUUUGAAAGUGGUAGCAGAUGGCCUGCCAUCUGGGGAUGAUUUGACAAAGACUUUUGAAGAAACUGAUCACUUAGAACCAGGUAGAACUGAAGAAAUUUGCUCAACAUCUCAACUGCCAGAAGCUGCCUCCAAAAAUAUUACUGAAGAGGAACUUGAGGACUGGUUAGAUAGUAUGAUCUCCUAAAAGCUACAUUUUGUUUAUCAGAUAAUACACAUAUGUGAAAAAUAAUUUAAGAUGACAGUUCCUAAUUGUAAAAAAUGUUUACAAAUAUUGGUGACUGGCUGAACCUGAAGCUUAAAAAUGCUAUUUGUGUAUUUGCAGCGUUCUGGAUUUUAUUGCCUUAAGAAAUCUAACAAUAUUAAUUUGAAGUUGUAAAAGUAUAAAAGCCUAUUUAGAGUCUAUGAACUAAAAUAAAUUACAUUUGCAAGUACAA